Molecule: messenger RNA, 1608 nt
Organism: Gordionus sp. m RMFG-2023
Lineage: Eukaryota; Metazoa; Nematomorpha; Gordioida; Chordodea; Parachordodidae
Product: transmembrane protein 26-like
Exons: 4
Coding region: 1-1608 (535 amino acids)
Source: RefSeq, a predicted model, not a curated record
AUGUUUACUCAAAAAAACAACCCUUACAAAAAGGUUUCUCUCGCGACAGAUAUCUUAACUACCAAGAAGGAAGUCGAAUCGGGAAUAGCUCAUAGCGAUAAUAAAAAAUUUGUCAAAAACCUGUCAGGAGUAAAUUUAAAAGAAUAUUCUAAAUUCGAAAAAAAUGACCAAGAUGAUAUUAGAGACGAUGUAAGGAAUAGUGAAUGGAAUCCUGUACAUUUUUGUGACAUAUCUAAAGCUAUAUUCGUAAGGUUUAUAUUCGGUUUACACUCAUUUCUCACCAUUUGGAGAGUCGUGGCGGUCAAAAGAAACCCUUUAUAUUGGUACAUGGCCUUUUUAUUGUGGCCUAUGAUCGUCGAAACGACCGUGGCUAUCAUUGUUAGGAAAGGCAAGGAAUACAAAUGGUUUUGUCCAAGCGUGUUUUUCUAUCUGAUCAGCGUUCUACCUUCAAUAUGGGUCCUGGAGAUGGAUAAAAUAGAUAAAUACAUACAUCAAAAUAACGGCACUCAAUAUAAAUACUUUUCAUCAUGCAAGACAUACGAUCAGAGCAGGGGCUAUAUAGAAAAGCCUACAACGGAUGAGCCAUUAGGACUCAAUUUACCUAUUCAACUCACCCGCGAGGCCUGGGUGACAACCCUGGAACACUCCUUAAUUAUUUUACUUAUCUUGGGAAGGUGGCUUUUACCAAAGGGUGAGCUAAGUCGGGAUCAAUUAUCGCAAAUUCUUUUGGUUUACUUAGGUACGGCGGCUGAUAUAAUGGAACUUUUCGAAACAUUCAAAGAAGAUGAAGUCAAAAGUAAUCGCCAUAUUUGUAUUAUUAUUUUGAGCAUAUGGACUUGGAGUUUCAUACAAUUUACCUUUGUCCUAACCACUUUGAAGUCUAAAAAGAAUAAAUUGGGAACCAUAUUUUUCUUGUCCAAAUUGGAGAAAACGAAACAUCAGAUCCUUAUUGAUUUGUUAGGAGUAUUUUCCAAUUUGAUGCUGCAGGAUAUACCUUUCCUGGCUCUUAGAUCUAUACUGAUAUUUAGAUAUGGCAUCUUGAGCGUGAUGAUAAUAUUUUUUACUAUGAAAAAUGCACUGGUGAUUAGCUUGGAGUUCUACAGAAUAUUGGUCCUUUAUUUGUCUCACAAGAAACGUUUGAGUAGUUUAAAAGAAAAGGUACUGAUACAUUCCUAUUUCAAAACCCAUCCAUGGUCACUUCCAAUAAUCGGGCAAAAUAUAAAUUCAAAAAAAGCCGAUCCGAAUAUAGAGUGUAUAGAAAAUGGUUAUAUGGGAUCAGGAAAAAAGAAAAGAAAUGAAAUAAAUUCCUCUAAAAUCAAAAAUGAAAAUACUCCCAUGAUAAAUAACGAAGUGGUGUGCAAUAAUUUUAAAGAAGCCCUUGAAGUGUUCAAAAAAACUCAACAAGAAGAAAUCAAUUCUAAUAUCAAAGAAUCUGUAUUUGAUGAUGAUAGCGAAGAUUUGCCAAUCAAGAAAAAAAUUAUCGAUAAGUUUAAGAUCGCUGACGAUUUGCGAGAAAUAAAACUGAUUCAAGAUCUCAAUAAAAGCAUCGAAGAAGAAGUUCAAAACCAGAAAGAGGAACUUAAGACUUUGAACAAUGGUGAUGGAUAA